This is a messenger RNA of Manihot esculenta (cassava), 2064 nucleotides long. Its product is annotated as PAN domain-containing protein At5g03700. The record is from RefSeq and is a predicted model, not a curated record. The transcript has a single exon. Gene Ontology annotation, biological process: recognition of pollen. NCBI's taxonomy places the organism in Eukaryota, Viridiplantae, Streptophyta, Magnoliopsida, Malpighiales, Euphorbiaceae. Bases 82 to 1605 code for a protein of 507 amino acids.
AUUAAAUUCUUCACAUUACAUCUUAGCUGCUUCUUCUUUUUAUAAGAUCCAUGAGAUUUGGGUUCCUGCCCGUUUCCUUCCAUGUCUGUUUUCACAGAGUCUCUUUCUUUCUGCAUUAUCUCUCCACUCUCUUCCGAGAUGGGAAAGCGCAUCAACUCAGUGAAUCGAUUACGUGCAACUCACCUCCUGUUUAUAGUCUUUGUUAUCUUCACGUCCCGAUGGUCGUACGUUGUUGCUGUUGCCACUCAAGAGCUUCUUGUCGGUUUCAAAGCCACACCAAGCCCAUCUGUCUCCUCGUUUCAAUCUCUUUUGAAUGACUCUACAGGAAAUUUCUCUCUGGGUUUUCUCCGAGUCAACAGAGUGCAACUUUCCAUCUCGGUUAUUCACCUUCCUUCUCUGCAAUCACUCUGGCAAGUUAAUCCAACAAGCUUGGCUCGCUGGUCAGACCAUACUCAGCUCUUCUUCAAUGGGAGUCUUGUUAUUUCUGAUCCCCACUCGGGGUUAUUCUGGUCAACUGGAACCCGAGGUGACAAAGUUGUUCUUCUCAACAAUUCGAACCUGCAAAUACAGAAGCUCGAAGGCUCUCCCAGCUCGGUACUCUGGCAAAGUUUCGAUUUUCCCACAGAUACCCUCGUUGAGAAGCAAAAUUUAACUUCUAACAUGUCCCUCGUUUCAUCAAAUGGGCUUUACUCUCUGCGCUUAGGAGACACGUUCAUGGCUUUAUAUGUUAAGUUCGAAGAAAAAAUGCAGCAAAUGUAUUGGAAACACAAGGCGCUGGAAGCCAGAGCAGUUAUAAUUGAAGGACAAGGCCCGAUUCUCGCACGGGUCGAAUCGAGUGGGUACUUGGGUAUGUUCCAAACAGGAAACUCUCCGGUAGACGUUCAAGCUUUUAACAGCUACCAGCAACCCUUUAACCGAUUCCUCUUAGUCCGGCUAGAAUCGGACGGAAACCUAAAAGGAUACUUUUUGGAUGGCUCCACCUGGGUAUUGGAUUAUCAGGCGAUUUCUGACAUGUGCGAUCUGCCUAGUCCCUGCGGUUCCUACGGUUUAUGCAAAUCCGGAUCGGGUUGUUCCUGCUUAGAUAAUCGCACGGAGUUUAGUUCUGGUGAGUGUCUUGCGGUUCAGUCCGGUGACCUUUGCAGCGACGGAGAAGCUAAAACCCAAAACGACUUCCGAGUUUUGAGAAGGCAAGGGGUGGAGUUACCGUUUAAAGAAUUAAUGGGGUACAAAACGGUGUCGUCUUUGCAACAAUGCGAGGGGUUAUGUGAAAGUAACUGUAGUUGUUGGGGUGCGGUUUACAAUAAUGCAUCCGGGUUUUGUUACUUGGUGGAUUACCCGAUCCGGACACUAUUGAGCGUAGGCGAUGAGAGCAAGGCAGGAUAUUUUAAGGUGAGGGAAGGAACAGGGAAGAAAAUGAAGGUGGGUGUUUGGAUCUUGAGUGGGGCCAUCGCUGUUAUGAUUGGAGCAAUUGGGUUUAUGAGUUGCAGGUUUUGGAAGAGGAGAGGGGUGAAACGGAUCUUGGUGGAGGAGGAUGGUAUAUCACCCGGGCCGUAUAAAGAUCUCGGGUCGGCUAGCUUCCGGUCCAUUGAAAUGGGUACUGUGUAGUGACGUAAGGGAUGACGUAAAGAAAGGUUGAAAAGGUAGGGUUUGACUGAUACUCUCGAAGACAUUUUUUGUUCCUUGGUGGUCGUGGGGUGGGGCAGGUGUUGAUCAAUUUGGGACGUGGGGUCCAGUUGAGCAAUAUAAAUAUGAGUAUACAGUGUAUGCUUCUAGAUAGGCUGAUACUGGUACAGUAGCACUUGCCGCACGUGAUAAGUCCUCCAUUAUUUUUUUAAAGGAAAAUAAAAUAGCUCACUUGUUACUCUGUUUGGAAAUGAGGAAAAUGCACAAAGAAAGGGAAGAAAAGUCUAACUAUUUGCUUUGAGAUCACCUGCAUGGCCACAAUAUUAGACUAUCCAUAUAUUUUUUUUAAUUGUAUUAGAAAUUUGUUCUGGUUCAAUCUCCACUGUUAUAUUUGUAUUUAUUGGAUUAGAUUGACAUUGACAUCAUUAAUAAUUAACUUUA